CAACGUUACGAGGACCAGUUACGACAGCAGCAACUCCUGAAUGAAGAGAAUUUAAGGAAGCAAGAAGAAUCAGUUCAGAAGCAGGAAGCCAUGAGGAGAGCAACCGUGGAACGGGAGAUGGAACUGCGGCACAAGAACGAGAUGCUGCGGAUCGAGGCCGAAGCCCAAGCUCGCGCCCGGGCUGAGCGGGAGAACGCGGAUCUCAUCCGGGAACAAAUACGGCUAAAAGCAGCCGAGCACCGUCAAACCGUGUUGGAUUCCCUCAAAACAGCUGGGACUCUUUUUGGACAAGGUUUCCGUGCCUUUGUUACCGAUUGGGAUAAAGUAACAGCCACGGUGGCUGGAUUGACUCUUCUGGCCCUUGGGAUCUACAGUGCCAAAAAUGCCACUGCUGUGGCUGGGCGGCAUAUCGAAGCUCGGCUGGGCAAGCCCUCUUUGGUGCGGGAGACCUCUCGGAUUACCCUGCUGGAAGCCCUCAAACAUCCCAUCCAGGUUGGGAGGCGGCUGACCAGCAAAGCUCAAGAUGCUCUCGAAGGAGUCGUCCUCAGCCCAAAGCUGGAGGAGCGGGUGCGAGACAUAGCCAUUGCGACACGGAACACGAGGAAUAACAGAAGCCUGUAUCGGAAUAUCCUCAUGUACGGACCCCCAGGGACUGGGAAGACCCUUUUUGCUAAGAAAUUAGCCAUGCAUUCUGGCAUGGAUUAUGCAAUCAUGACUGGUGGGGAUGUCGCCCCUAUGGGGCGCGAAGGUGUGACUGCCAUGCACAAGGUCUUUGACUGGGCCAACACAAGUCGGAGAGGACUCUUGCUGUUUGUGGAUGAAGCUGAUGCAUUCCUGCGGAAAAGAGCAACAGAAAAAAUCAGCGAGGACCUACGAGCAACACUCAACGCUUUCCUCCAUAGGACAGGGCAACACAGUAACAAGUUCAUGCUCGUCUUAGCGAGCAAUCAGCCGGAGCAGUUUGAUUGGGCGAUCAACGACCGGAUUGAUGAGAUGGUCCACUUUGAGCUGCCGCGUUUAGAAGAGCGGGAGAGAUUGGUCCGGAUGUAUUUCGACAAGCACGUCCUCCAGCCAGCCACUGAGGGCAAACAGCGCUUAAAACUAGCCCAGUUUGAUUAUGGAAAAAAGUGCUCGGAAAUUGCCAAGCUGACAGAAGGCAUGUCUGGGCGGGAGAUCUCACAGCUUGCGGUGGCUUGGCAGGCCGCAGCCUACGCCUCGGAGGAUGGUGUCCUGACGGAAGCCAUGAUAGAUAACCGGGUAGCAGAUGCGGUUCAGCAACACAGACAGAAGAUGGAGUGGCUAAAAGCUGAAGGCAUGGAGGCAGGCAAGAACCAACCACUGCCGCUUAUGCUGGGGAAGAUUGCAUGAAGGGCCUCGGAGAGGGGCAGAGAGAGACCCCAGACCUUUAGGUGGGAUUCGGAGAUGAAGGGAAGAUGCAUCUCACCCCAGAGGCCUUGUGUCACUGGAAUCACGCGGAGGAGAGUGCAGAAUGUCCCGCUGCUUGAAGGAGGCCAAGGUUCGGAGUUCAGGAACCAUUUCCUUGAUUUUUUUUUAAAACGGGGGACACUUGGAAUAAUUAUGGGCAUGUGGGUCUGUAUCACAUAAACCAAUAAAUUAAAAGAGAAUCCCUUUGCCAAAGGACAAUCAACAUUUUGCAAGCUGGUUUCCUUGGUUUGGAGCUACUGGUUGUAUCCAGCUUUCAAAAGAGAAAUGGGUAAUUUCACUCAGCUAAUGUAGCGGGUAAGGCUCCCGCAGUGAAGGUCCACCCUUCUCCCCUGGCACUAUGUGAGAUCCGCAUUGCCCUGUGUGUCUCUCUGCUUCCAUGAGAUCUAGAAACUUGAGAGGUGCUUUUCCAAAAAAGGCAGGACUGGCAAUUAAAAAAUUAAAAGCCAAAUUAGAAAAUGGGCACAUAGCCCAUUGGUUAGCCCCUUAUCGAAAUCGUUACCUGCUCGUGCCUGGUUAUAUUUUGCCACCUUCCAAAGACCUCUAAAACAGGCUAGGUUGGAAGAGAGAACUUGAAGUCAAAAGGGUUUUCCUUUUGCUGGGGAUUGAAGGGUUUCUCUUUCUAGUCAAAACAGGUUUAAGGCACCUGUUUGGCUGUUAAUGAAGAAACCUCCUUCAGCUGAAACAGAUGGUCAUUCCCUGCAAUUGGAAACAAAAACACUACUGCUCUAUCUGUGUCUGGGUUCUUCCAUUUUGCUUCAUUAGUUAUUGCCCCCAGAGCUGGAGAAAUCAGCUGAAAUGCCUUCCCUGCGGGCAGGCAGGGCUCUCGUCUUCCAUCUUCCCCAUUUUCUGGUUUGCCCAGGCUGCGAGGAGGGAUAACAUGCUUUGUUCAGCAGUCUGAUCUCUUGCCAUUUUCAGAAUGAGGGCAUCAGCUGCCAGCAGCCAACUUCUACUUUAGGAGAAGAUCUAGAUAACAAGCCUCACCAAAGGCUGCUGGAUACAAUUUUGUUUCUAACCCACUUUGACGAGGAAGAACAAAUCUGUUCAGCAGGGGCCACCAAAUAAAUAUAGGACCCCUCUUCAGGAGAGGGGAGAAAGCAGCAUCCUGCAAUCCACACUCACCAAAUACCAUUAAGGCUAUCAGUCAACCCAGUUACUCAACCCCAAGAAGUUUAGUCAUGAAGUUUCUCCACCCCGAUUAAUUCAUUUGACCUCUCUAGUCCUCCAAGAAAAAGAGUUGGAGAUCUGGAGAGGCUGAAAAGGCAGCCUCUCCCUUACAGAACUGAACACUUUGCAGCACAGAACACCCCUCUUAAACACCGAUUGGCUGCAAUGGGGCUGAGCCACGCCUACUGCUGCUGCCUGGCCAAUGGGAAGCGACUAGUAAUUUGCUGUAAUUUUGCCAAGAGGGGCCAAAAUGGCGGCAAACUGGCAGCUGAGGAAAGAAGCUCCUGGCUUGUGACUGGUCUCCCUCCUUCUGGCUCAGUCUCUGCGGCCUAAAAAUGCCCUCAGAGGCAAGAAAAGGACCCAAACCAGUCCCAGUAAUGAGGCUGGGGCCCAUAAUCCCAGUAAAUCAGAAACAGACAAGGGUUGUCUCCUCUCUCCUCACCACAGAGACCCACAAAACGUGAGUAACUAAUUUAGGAUCCCCUUCACCCCCUCAAAAAUACAACACAAGCCAGGAACAGGACAGGCCUCCUCCCCGACCUUCCCAAGCUCCAGCCCAAGUAACAAUCCAGAGCAGGGAGGGAGUGGAGAUAGUGUCCCCUGGAAUUGGGCAGCCAAUACAUUUAAAU
Messenger RNA from Python bivittatus (Burmese python), 3239 nucleotides. NCBI's taxonomy places the organism in Eukaryota, Metazoa, Chordata, Lepidosauria, Squamata, Pythonidae. The record is from RefSeq and is a predicted model, not a curated record.